Hemicordylus capensis (graceful crag lizard) is the source of this 3681-nucleotide messenger RNA. RefSeq names its product nucleoporin 133 (gene NUP133). Gene Ontology annotation, molecular function: structural constituent of nuclear pore; protein binding. Gene Ontology annotation, biological process: poly(A)+ mRNA export from nucleus; protein import into nucleus; transcription-dependent tethering of RNA polymerase II gene DNA at nuclear periphery. The coding region runs from base 136 to 3588 and encodes 1150 amino acids. The transcript has 26 exons. The record is from RefSeq and is a predicted model, not a curated record. Gene Ontology annotation, cellular component: nuclear pore outer ring. NCBI's taxonomy places the organism in Eukaryota, Metazoa, Chordata, Lepidosauria, Squamata, Cordylidae.
ACAACCAACGCGCGAGCGACAAAUUACACGCGAGAGGGGUUCCCUGCUACCGCGCGCGAGCUCUCUCUUUCUCUCGGCAUUGUGGGAAAGGCUUUGGGUGGCGCGGGACUGCUGGUGCCAUCCUCUGCCUGAGCGAUGUUCCUUUCAACUCCUGGCUCGUCUCACUCCCCCGCUGGUGGUGGGUCGGGUCGCAGGAGCCUCCGACCGGGGAGCAGGAAGAGCCAAGCCUUGGCAGCAUCCUCAGUCAGUUCACCAGCGCUCUUUUCCCCGGCGACCAGGAGAAAUGUCGGCCCGCUUUCUGCGCGAGGUACACCCACAAGAGUUGCGCAUCAUCCAUCAGGAAGUGAAACCAUCAACUAUGAUGUGAGAAAUUUUGGUUCACCUUUGCCAGUAAAGGUAAUGGAGGCCUUGAGAAUGGCUCAUGCUGAAGAACAUUUGAGUGUGCAACUAGAUGAAAGUGGAUGGGCUUGGCUAGUCUGCAAUGACAGACUGAUUAUUUGGAAGAUUGGGCAAUCACCAGUUACUAAGCUGUCAGUGUGCAAGGAACUGCAGUUGCCACCAAGUGUCUAUCUGCCGAGUUCAAGCUUAGUAGCAAUAUCUUGUCUUAACAUCCCUGGUGAAGCACCUUCUCUUCAGUAUUUUUCAGUAAUGGUUGCAACCUGUGAAGGAUCAAUACGCUAUUGGCCCAGCCUUGCACAUGAAAGUUCCUAUACUGAGACAUUCACAGAGUUUGGUGGGGCUCUCUGCAGCUUUCUAACAACUGUAAAGGGAGCCAGCUUUAUUUUAUCAUCUUCAAGGAGCCAGUUUGUUCGACUGACACCAGACAGUGCAGGCAAGAUUCAUCAACAUUCUCUAUCACAAGGACAAGGCAUGUUUUCUGGAAUAGGCCGAAGGGUUUCCUCUUUGCUGGGGAUUUUGUCUCCCAGUAAUGAUGCAGCUCUUUUGAGUGUUCUGUGGGACAGCAGCAGUUCAUUAUUUUAUGCAAUGACCAGCUCGAAUCUUCUCAAAUGGGAAAUAGAUGAUACCACAGAACGUCAGGUUUUCAGCUGGGAUAUGAACAGAAUGCUUAAAGAGAACAUCAUGGAUGCAAUAUGGGGCUCUGAAAGCAACUAUGAAGAGAUCAAAGGAGACGUCAUUGUGCAGUAUUUGGAUUUGCAGCAAAAUCGUGAUGGACUGGUGAUUUUGGCUGCAGCCUGGCAUCCUGGUGACAGUCCAUGUCUCAUCUAUUAUACUUUAAUAACAGUAGAGGACAAUGGCUACCACAUGUCUGACAACAGUACUGUGGAGGUUACCCGGUAUAAUCCACCUUUUCAGCCUGAAGAACUGAUGUGUCAGUUAAUAAUCCCAAAGUUCUCUGGCCAUGCAGCUUGUCUCUACGCAAAAGAUGAGGUGUUUGCUUGCUCAACUGGAACAGGAAGAAUUUCUCUGCCACAGGAGAAAAUGAUAUUCAGUGUUCAAGGUGACAGAAUUUUAGGAGCAGGUUCCUCUGCUGGAAUUCCCAUUUUUUUCACCAGAAAAAAUGGACUUGUGGCUGUAUGUUCCAGGGAAAGCAUUUCUUCUCUUCCUGAAGACCUUGAGGAUUCUUUAGCUUCAUCUGUAGCUGAACAAGAUCAUGAUGAUUAUGAGAAUCCUGAAUUCGUUGCUCCUUCCAGAAUGGAUAUUAUAGCCCAAGAGGAUAAGACUAAAUUGCUGAAAACUGCCUUCUUACUGUAUUGCAGGAAUGAUAUGAAGAGUGCACUAGCCAUAGUUGGUGAGCUCUUUUCAUCACGUGCAGAUCAAGGUCCUGAUUCUGAAUUGGAUAAGAUUGUGACUCAAAUCAGUGUGAACUUGGUGGAUGAUUAUCCUACAUCUGACCCACGAUGGGCUGAAUCUGUGCCUGAAGAAGCAGCUAGUUUCACCAACUCAUCCCUCAUUCUACUUCGUCAGUUGGACAGUAAGACAAAGGCGCAUUCUCUGUUCAUUGAGUUUCUUCAUAAGGUGGGUUUAUUUGGACGCUUGAGCAGUUUUCCAGUAAGAGGUGCACCAAUGGCAACUCGGUUGUUACUGUGUGAACAUGCAGAAAAGUUAUUGGCAGCCUCUGCUCUCAAGAACAUUCACCACAAAUUGGCAGAUGUGGUGAAUGCUGCAAUACAGCUUGCUUUGGACCGAAGAGAAAGUGAUGUUCCAGCAAGUCUAACUCCUGCAGACAUUUUCUUCAGAGAGGUGUCACAGAUAGAUUCUAUAUUUGAAUGCUUACUGGAAGAGGAAGAACAGGUCUUGAAAGAUGCAUCGGCUGAACCUGCUAAAAGGGCUGAAAUAGUUAUCCAUGUAAACAAUAUCAUAAAGGAUAUGCUACAAGUUGCUAUUCAAGAGCGUCAAUCUAAAGCCUCUUUAUAUAAAAUAAGAGAGCCUGUAGAAAUUGAACCAGAGUAUAUUCCAUGGACAGCAUCUGUUGGUGUGCGAUCUGCAAUAAUACGUCAGCACGAAGUCAUUCUGAAGGAGAUCUAUCCUCAGGUGAACAGUAAGCUCCGCAGUACUGUGACAGAGCAGCUGGUGGCACUUCUAAAUUGCUUUCUGGAUGAUUAUGUCUCUCAACUGAAAUCUGUGGACCGGCCUGAGUAUCAAGAACGAUACAGUAGUCUGGAAAUGGAAUAUGUGCAGAAAAGAUCAGAACUCUUGUCUCCACUGCUUUCCCUUGGACAGUACCAAUUAGCUGCUGCUCUGGCGGAAAAAUAUUGUGACUUUGACAUUUUGGUACAGAUGUGUGAGCAGACUGAUAAUCAGACCAGACUACAACGUUAUAUGACCCAGUUUGCUGACCAGAAUUUUUCAGACUUCCUCUUCCGUUGGUAUUUGGAGAAGGGGAAGCGAGGAAAGCUGUUAUCACAGCCCAUUGCACAGCAUGGCCAGUUGGCCAGUUUCUUACAAGCUCAUGAGCAUCUCAGUUGGCUACAUGACAUCAACAGUAAUGAUCUGGAAAAGGCUCACCGAACACUGCAGAAUUUAGCAAAUACAGAAACUCGGUAUUUUGCAAAGAAGAAAACUCUUCUUGGCUUGAGUAAACUUGCUGUGUUGGCUUCUGAUAUAUCAGAUGUAAUAAUGAAUGAGAAAAUUGAAGAAAUGGCUGAACAAGAGCGCUUUCUGCUGCACCAGGAGACUCUGCCUGAACAGUUGUUGAAAGAGAGAGAAUUAAAUCUCAGUGAAAUGCCUGUAUUAAGUGCCCCACAGCUGAUUGAGUUAUACAUAUGCGAUGAGAACAGGAGGGCUAAUGAAUAUGACUUCAAGAAGGCACUUGAUCUACUGGAGUACAUGGAUGAGGAUGAACAAAUGGACAUAAAUGAUCUCAAACUUAAAAUACUUUGCAAAGCUCUUCAGAGAGACAAUUGGUCCAGUUCAGAAGGCAAAGAUGAUCCAAUUGAAGCAUCUAAAGACAGCAUAUUUGUGAAAAUACUACAAAAACUAUUAAAGGAAGGAGUUCCGCUUAAUGAAUAUCUGCCAGAGGUGAUGGACCUACUGCACGCAGAUGAACUUGGAAACUUAAAAUCCAAUCCUUACUUUGAAUUUGUACUGAAAGCAAAUUAUGAACUUUAUGUCUAUAGGCAGGCAUGAAAGAAUUUUGAAUUUUAGAAAGUCAACUCCUAAAGAAUCAGUUUAUACUUUUUUACAUUGUUUAACUUUUUGCAAUAAAGUGUGUUAAAACCA